Molecule: messenger RNA, 1912 nt
Organism: Ochotona princeps (American pika)
Lineage: Eukaryota; Metazoa; Chordata; Mammalia; Lagomorpha; Ochotonidae
Gene: HPDL
Product: 4-hydroxyphenylpyruvate dioxygenase like
Exons: 1
Coding region: 656-1813 (385 amino acids)
Biological process (GO): aromatic amino acid metabolic process
Molecular function (GO): 4-hydroxyphenylpyruvate dioxygenase activity
Source: RefSeq, a predicted model, not a curated record
AACCAUCCAAUGGAAGAACUCUGCCUCUUCCUUCCUCUCUGGCUUUUAAAUAGAUAAAUCUUUUUUUGUUUGUUUUGUUUUUAAGGAACAUUAAAGACAUAAAUUCCCAAAUUGCAAAGAAAUACAGGGAACUGCUAAGAAAACCUGUUCUUGAAGGAGAACUCAGGCUCCUCCCACAACCCGGCUGGCCCCUUGGCUGAGUUGGGACUUGAAUGACAGCCCGGUGCUUGGCACUCAAUGAAAGCCGCAACUGUUAUCUCCGCAAGGGUACGACCCUAGACGAAAACUCUGAGGAGGAGCCAGCCGGCGUCCUUGCAGUUUCGCGGCGACAGGGUCGGGACUCAAGGCGGAACCAGGGGCUCCGCCUCCUCUCCCCUGCUCCAGCGCGGACUCCACGUGGUUCUCUCAAGUCCGGGUUGUGCUGGCAGACGGCUGCAGGUUGGGGUGGUGCUGCUGGGAGAAUCACCAGCCCAGAAGGGGGUGGUCUGAAACUUUAAUCCGGACCAGAGCGAGAAACACUCCUGGGAGACAGAUCUAUAGACUCCUCCGGCUUAUGCCAGGCUUGCGACGACCAGCCUGGGACUGAAAGUCCCAAAGCGCCAGGCGACAAAGGAGCGACCCGAGAAGGAAAGGACAGGUCACCUCCCGGCCGUCCAUGGCGGCGCUGGCCCGCGGACUGUGCCACAUCGCUUUCCAUGUGCCUAUUGGGCAGCCCCUCGCCCGGGACCUGCAGCUCCUGUUCGGCUUCCAGCCCCUUGCGGUGCGGGAGGCAAAUGGCUGGCGGCAGCUGGCUCUGCGCAGUGGCGAUGCUGUUUUUCUGGUUAAUGAGGGCACAGGACCCGGAGAACCACUGUACGGGCUGGACCCGCACCACGCUGUGCCCAGCGCCACGAACCUGUGCUUCGACGUGGAGGAUGCCCGCGCCGCCUCCCGGGCGCUGGCCGCUAGGGGCUGCAGCUUGCCAGUGCCUCCUGUGAGCUUGCGGGAUGCCAAAGGAGCCGCCACCUACGCCGUGGUGCGCUCACCUGCCGGAAAUCUCAGCCUGACCUUGCUGGAGCGUGCCGGCUAUCGCGGACCCUUCCUUCCUGGCUUCAGGCCAGUGCCCUCCGUGCCAGGCCCAGGCUGGGUCAGCCACAUUGACCACCUCACCUUGGCUUGUAUUCCUGGCAGUUCCCCCAGACUUUUCCGCUGGUUCUGUGACUGCCUGGGGUUUCACCACUUGCCGCUGAGUGCAGGUGAGGACCCAGAGCUGGGCCUCGAGGUUAGAGCAGAAUCCGGAUGCGGGGGCUUGCGACUCACGGCCCUGCAGACCCCACCGGGCACUAGCGCCAUCCCUACCCUCGUGCUGGCUGAGUCCCUACAGGGGUCCACCAGCAGGCAGGAUCAGGUAGAGCAGUUCUUGGCCCGGCACAGGGGACCUGGCCUGCAACAUGUAGGGCUGUACACGCCAAACAUCAUAGAGGCAGCCAAGGGAGUGACGGUGGCUGGCGGACAGCUCCUGACUCCUCCUAAGGCCUACUACCAGCAGCCAGGCAAAGAGGAACAGAUCCUAGCUGCAGGGCAGGUGCCUGAUCUUCUGGCCCAACAAGGAAUCCUCCUGGAUGGCCACGAGGGCAAGUUCCUACUGCAGGUCUUCAGCAAGUCCCUGUUUGCGGAGGACACCUUCUUCCUGGAGCUGAUUCAGAGGCAGGGUGCCACAGGCUUUGGCCAGGGCAACAUCAGAGCCUUGUGGCAGUCUGUGCAGGAACAAGCUGCCAAGGUCCGGGACAACUGCGGAGGGUCAGAGCACACACACCCAAGGCGAGGAGAGUGAACAGCUGUGCCUGCGGGGGCCAAGUGUGGCUUCUGUCUCAUCAAGAGGGACCAGAAGUUGAGAGACACUCCCUGGGUUCCAAAGAGGUGGGAUUUUUGU